Molecule: messenger RNA, 837 nt
Organism: Xiphias gladius (swordfish)
Lineage: Eukaryota; Metazoa; Chordata; Actinopteri; Istiophoriformes; Xiphiidae
Gene: spcs3
Product: signal peptidase complex subunit 3
Exons: 5
Coding region: 129-671 (180 amino acids)
Biological process (GO): protein targeting to ER
Cellular component (GO): signal peptidase complex; membrane
Source: RefSeq, a predicted model, not a curated record
GGAAGUAACCCCUUCAUUCUAUAACACUUGACAUCACCUCUUUGUGCAACGCAGUAAGCUAACUGUGCACAUCGUGUGUGAUACAGCUUUAUUCUUCUCAUAUCUGUGGCUGUAGCUGUCAUUUAAAGAUGAAUACGGUUCUGUCGAGAGCUAACUCUUUGUUCGCCUUCUCUCUGAGCGUCAUGGCAGCCUUAACUUUCGGCUGCUUCAUCACGACAGCUUUCAAAGACAGAAGAGUUCCUGUGGACAUCCACGUCUCAAAAGUCAUGCUGAAGAACGUUGAUGACUUCACAGGACCCAGAGAGCGCAGUGAUCUGGGUUUCAUCACUUUUGACCUCUCAGCUGAUUUGCAGCCAAUUUUUGACUGGAACGUUAAACAGCUGUUUCUCUACCUGUCUGCUGAGUACGCCACAAAGAGCAAUUCUUUGAAUCAGGUGGUGCUUUGGGAUAAGAUCGUCCUUCGAGGUGAAAACACAAAACUGAACCUGAGAGACAUGAAGUCUAAAUACUUCUUCUUUGAUGAUGGGAACGGACUCAGAGCCAAUAAGAACAUCACUCUGACGCUGUCAUGGAACGUUGUUCCCAAUGCCGGAAUUCUGCCUCUAGUGGCUGGAAGUGGACACGUCAGCCUUCCUUUCCCGGACAUAUAUGAAACCACCAAGAGCUAUUAGGCUGACACAAACACACAUCCAGCCAGUUUAACACAUACUGUACACACACACUGAUGAAACAAAAGAAUCACAGGCACAAACUGAUGGCUAAUACAUACAAUACACUGGUUUUUCUUCAUACAUGUAAUAGAAUGUUUGGUUUGUAAUAAAAGUUGAGAUUGGAAAA